GCUUUCGAUCUCCUGGCUGGAUCAGCUGCAUUUUGUAGUUUGGAAGAGAAUAAUUCAAACGAUCAAGUAAGCAUCGAAGGGACCUUGGAUAUCUUUGGAGUUUAGUAUUGUGACUACCAAGUAUCUGUGUUUCUGUCGGGCAGAAGUGGCUGUACUGUUGCGUAAUUUCGAAGAAGAUACUCGAUUGAGCAAUUCAUGAAGAUAUCUCCGAUAUUACCAAGCCAGAACAUAGGUGUUGACUUCCAUCAGGUUCAGUGUUUGGGUCACACCUGAGCACGUUCACUGGAGAAUGAGCAAACCCCCUGCCAAAAGAUUAUACCGGCAGACAAGUAUCUUGAGCUCAUAUCGACCAGUGCGCCAAGCUAGUGGCGAUUGUUCACCUGUGGAUACAGGCUGCCACUCUGGCAAACCUGAACUCAGCUCUGCACAUGCAAAUCGUAUGGAUGAAGGUGUAGCAGCAUCAGCAGCAUCUGCUGCCAGUGUCGGUGAUGUGCGUGAUGCGCCUGAAGCUCCAAGGUCCGUGAAUAGAGACUGUGCUGGUCGCAGUGAUCACACUGAGGACCAGGUAGCACAUGGAGGUGAAGAUAAAUGUGCGCAGCCAUCGCCCGAGGACGACUCUGAAAGCACGUUACCCAUACCCAUUGACUUUGAUAGUGAUGAUGCACCAUCAUCCUGCUCACCGUCGCUGGCUGCUAAGCCGGCAACAGUACGACCGUGUGAGAAUUCCAGUAAACUGCGGACAUCACCGCCAUUUGAAAUUGAUCUUGGAGAUAUCAGAGAUGUGAAAAACGUCACUGCACUCUUUAAUGUGAAUGAUAUCAAAUCUGGUGAAAAGCGUCCUCCGCGGCCUUGGCCGACAGAUUAUCGAGAUUACUGGGACAACAAUCACGUUCGUCUGCCAUGUUCACCCAAAAACCUGAUGCUCGUAGGCAAGGGAGACAAUCGCAGUGAAACAUCACGCUGGAAGGUCAUUGAGGAUGCCCUGUCCAGACCACUGCAGAACAGUUGGGAUAUCGAGGAGGCCAUUUUGUCGUACAACGCACGCUACACCCAGCGAUGGAACUUUGAUGGCCUGCACCAGUUCUUCGAUCCGGCCGGUGACAAGGGAGGAGCAGAUCGCGCAGAACGAGCACUUUACUUGCAGACAACUAUCCCUGCCAUAGCACGGCUAGUACUGAACCUACCGCACUUGAUUCCGGGUGGUAUCCCGCUCCUGAAAAAGUCUCAGCAACGCACACUAUUCCUGAGUCAACUGCAGGUUGCCAGCCUACUCGCCUGUGCCUUCUUUUGUACAUUCCCGCACCGCAACUCGACGGGCUCGAACAGCGAGUAUGCUUCAUUUCCCAGCAUCAACUUCAGUAGUCUGUUCCAGGGAGAUAGAGGCAGGCGCUCGAUGAGUCCAAGUCGUGCUGCAAAGCUGCGCUGCAUCCUGCACUACUUCCAGUGUGUGACCAGUAAUCCACCUGCCGGCGUGAUCAGCUUCGAGCGGCGAUUUCUCGCAGGUGCUCCACAGUGGACAUCUUCAAUGUUUACGCUCAGUGAUCUGUUUGUGGCGGAUGAUGGCACAAUAGAGGAUGAUGGUCAUGGCAUGCUGCAGGCUGACUUUGCCAACAAGUUCAUUGGCGGUGGUGUGUUGGGCCGAGGCUGUGUUCAGGAGGAGAUCCGGUUCAUGGUCUGCCCAGAGCUGAUCGUGUCGCGACUCUUCAUGGAGAUGAUGCUGGAGAAGGAGAGUAUUGUCAUAGUCGGCGCUGAGCGCUUCUCGUUCUACUCGGGCUAUGCUAGCUCGUUCCUCUGGACCGGACCAUACUCGGAUACAACACCAUUUGACAAGUGGCGCCGUCGAAACACCACCGUUCUGGCCUUGGAUGCGCUGGUCUUUCAUAACAAGGCCGCCCAGUUCAAGAAGCCGGCUCUGACCAGGGAGCUCGUCAAGGCCUACUGUGCCUUCAAGAGAUCAACUGGUGUGCCACGUGACUAUCAAGUAGCUGUUGCAACCGGCAACUGGGGUUGUGGUGCAUUCGGUGGCGAGCCUUACUUGAAAGCGUUGCUGCAGCUCAUUGCUACGUCGGCGGCCAGUCGUCAGCUUCUCUACUUCACGUUUGGCAACAGCAAGCUGUCUACAGACUUGCUGGAGCUGCACCGGGCCCUGCGUGCUAACAACACCACGGUGGCAGCGCUCUGGCAGGGAAUAUUGACAUACAGCCAGAUAUACCCAGCACCAGCUGGUGGUCGUCAUCUGUACUCGUUCCUUCAUCGUAGGUUGUGCUGUGAUGAAAGCGGCGAGUCGGAGGGCACAGAGCCACUGUCCUCGGAAGGUACCGAUGUUGCCUACUCCGAGGCUACUGAACUCCCAUGCUCUGAGGAAUGUGUUGUGCCAUGUUCCGAUGAGGCUGAACUUCCCUUGUCGGAGGACACAGCAGAAGCAGCAGCAGCGUGCUUGGAUGAUUCAGCACCGCUGUUCUCGGAUCCUGGCGAGGAUAUGGGAUCCCCUGCUCCUUCUUCUCCUCACCUUCUAGCCGGAGUUACACGGUCAGAGGAUGUCAGCAGGCGCACUCAGACGUCAGGUGAUGAGCCUGGUACCGUGACGACUAGUGGUGAAUGACGCACACCCGUAGUAAUUUCUGACUGCACCAUGGUGGCAAGCCCUCUGGUUGCACACCACAACCUUACUCCUAGAUUGGGGAGUGCUGUCAUCAACCGCAAUGCCAUUGCACAAGAUUAUAUUGACACCGCUUGCACUGAUUCAAACGUGUUCCACUGAUGAAUGCCCCGAUGAUAAUUUCACACGAAUUCACAUAGUGGUGCAUGCAACUCAAACCACUGCCGUCCAUCGAAUGGCUCUGGCCAUUGUGCUCACCUACCCUCCUUCCGUUUUCGAGUACAUGUAGCUACCUUGCCACUCUCUGAGGUGUACUAAAGUACAAGCUGUAGGAGGUCCGCUCUCUCCCUAGGGAUUCAUAUACUACUUUAUACAUAUGUCAAAGAAUCAGAAUGCUACUCUGGGUUUUUAUGAGAUUUCCAGCCCAUCAUGACGGCACACAUCUUUUUUUGGUUUUACUCAACUUCUCUUAGGUGGACCUCUGUCCUUGUUUUAUCAUGUCAUGAAACACAUGUCUUUCAUGGUAAUUGACAGCUCACCUGACAGACACAGAUAUACUCUGAAUUGUUUUAGUAACUUUUUACCUGGCAUCUUAUUUUUACAAUUGCUUUAUCCUUGAUGUCUGUGACAAUUGUUUUUCAAGACUUUUAGUUGAACUCACGUAUUGCGGUAUAUCUACUGGUACUCUAGUGCUGUCUGAUCAUUGUA
This is a messenger RNA of Sycon ciliatum, 3307 nucleotides long. RefSeq names its product poly(ADP-ribose) glycohydrolase-like. The transcript has 2 exons. The record is from RefSeq and is a predicted model, not a curated record. Gene Ontology annotation, cellular component: nucleus; cytoplasm. The coding region runs from base 290 to 2602 and encodes 770 amino acids. Gene Ontology annotation, biological process: regulation of DNA repair; ATP generation from poly-ADP-D-ribose; carbohydrate metabolic process. Lineage: Eukaryota; Metazoa; Porifera; Calcarea; Leucosolenida; Sycettidae. Gene Ontology annotation, molecular function: poly(ADP-ribose) glycohydrolase activity.